CUAGAUUAAUAUAGUAAACAAUGAUUAUGGCAUAAGAUGUUAUGAGAAACAAUAUUAUGAUUGUUGAAUAGGAUGGCAAAUAAAAUUAUGGCAAAUGAAAUUCUGGCAAAUGGGGGUAUCCCGUUUGAGUUAUCUCUCGAAUUUCUCAAGUAUCGAAGUAAGAUUCUGCUUCGUAGGCAGUCGAAACAAUGAGGUCGUUGGCCGUGGUUCUAUUGUUCGCCUUGGCGUACGCCAAGCACGAGAAAUAUAACGGAUGGAAGUCCUACUACGUGGGACCAGCUUCCGCGGAGCAAUUGAGCAGCCUUGGGCCACUCCUCGACAAAUACUCUGUAGAUGUCCUAAGUCACCCCAUCGUCCAACGGGAGGGCGUUGUUCUAGUAGCCCCGAAACAUCAGGCAGAUUUCACUAAGGCUUUAGAAGGCUUGGCUAUCAAUUACAAAGUACAUGCCGAGGAUGUGAAAGCGUAAGUAGACUGUAAUAU
Messenger RNA from Leguminivora glycinivorella, 481 nucleotides. Its product is annotated as carboxypeptidase B-like. NCBI's taxonomy places the organism in Eukaryota, Metazoa, Arthropoda, Insecta, Lepidoptera, Tortricidae. Bases 189 to 467 code for a protein of 92 amino acids. The transcript is spliced from 2 exons. The record is from RefSeq and is a predicted model, not a curated record.